UGCCGCCUUGCGGUGGGAACCCUGUAAAAUGUUUUACAACUUUAUUCUGAAAGAGGUCCGGAAGUGUAUUUCUAAGACGUCACGUGAAUUCCUCUGGCAUCUCCGCAGCUAAAACGCUAGCUUUCAUCCCUAAAGAUUGUGGCAAACUGUACCAGGAGCCAUGGCUAACCCAACCAUUGACAUUCUAUCCAACAUUUUGGAGCAGGCAACCAAAAUAGCAGAAGAGCAUGUGGAUGCAAAGUUGAGCCAGUUAAGUGAAAUGGAUGAAGACGAGUUGGAGAGACUCAAAGAGAAGAGACUAGAGGGACUGAAGAAAGCACAGAAACAGAAGCAGGAGUGGUUGUCUAAAGGCCACGGCGAGUAUAGAGAGAUCCCCAGUGAGAAAGACUUCUUCAGUGAAGUGAAGGAGAGCAAGAAUGUUGUCUGCCAUUUCUACAGGAGUUCAACCUUCAGAUGCAAGAUCCUUGACAAGCACUUGGCCAUACUGGCAAAGAAGCACGUGGAGACAAAGUUUAUCAAGCUGAAUGCAGAAAAAGCCCCUUUUCUGACAGAGAGGCUGCGCAUCAAAGUCAUUCCCACACUGGCACUGCUCAUCGACGGAAAGUCUAAGGAUUACGUGGUUGGAUUCUCUGAUCUGGGAAACACAGACGAGUUUUCUACAGAAAUGCUGGAAUGGAGACUUGGAUGCGCUGAUGUUAUUAACUACAGUGGUAACCUGAUGGAGCCUCCAACAGCAGCGCAGAAAUCCGGAACAAAGUUCACAAAGGUUGAGAAGAGAAGCAUCAAAGGGCGAGCCUAUGAGUCUGAUUCUGACUCUGGAGACGACUGAAAACCCAAAACACAACAGCUGGGUUUCUUCUACCUCAUCUCUAGCUGUAAAGGAAAGCCCUUUCCAAGUGAUUUUCUUCUUCCUUUUUGAGUGGAUUCAUCCUGUCAGUCUUGUUCUUGAGCCGUCAUUGUUACUCGUGUGCCAACGUUAAACCUGUUCAGAGUUUUACAUCAUAGUGCAACUUUUUGUAUGGAAAGAUUUGACAACAUAGAUGUAAAAAGAACAAAACUGACAUGAAAAUAUGUGUUUUGAAGAUUAUUUUGAGUCUGUUUACACAUUCUCAAACUUUCCACCUACAGUUAUGAUUCUUUUGAAUUUCAUGAGUCUAAGAAGUCAUUUUAAAUGACUUAAAGACCCACUCCAAUUUUUUUUUUUUUAUCUAUUUUAAAGGAUUCCCAGUGGUCUUUAGACCGUGAUUAUGCCGUUUUUAGGCAAAAGAAAAACUACUUCUUUCUUAAGUGAUUAUGCAUUUCAAUAACAUCUUUUUCCAAAUUAAUCAAGCUAAAAGUGUACAGUCAAAUUAUCUAUUGCAGUUUUUCACCCCCGAUUUGCUCUGAACACAUCUGUAACCAGCAGAAAAACAUCUAAAUAUUCCUUUAAGCAUCACUGUGUCCAGAUCCAGGCCUCAAGAGCUGCUGCUCUGUCAUUGUAUUUCAUAGGUAGAGCUCAUCUGGCCAGCCUUAAAUCAUUUUUGGUUAAACGACUAUAACGCAGAAAGAACGUCUGCAACUUUUUUGUUGGUAAAAUAAAUCUUUAACUUAUUUCUACUCAAAUGACUAAGCAGCGGCAUGGCUCCAAAAUAAACAGCUUUUUUAGUAUUUAGCGUAGAUAUGGUAGAAACUACAGUGGGAUAAACAAUUUGGAUGGAUGUAAUACCACUUCUUUGUUUUCCCUAAGUUGCAAAUAAAAUUGAUGUGCCUGUC
Messenger RNA from Oryzias melastigma (Indian medaka), 1752 nucleotides. RefSeq names its product thioredoxin domain containing 9 (gene txndc9). The transcript is spliced from 5 exons. NCBI's taxonomy places the organism in Eukaryota, Metazoa, Chordata, Actinopteri, Beloniformes, Adrianichthyidae. Gene Ontology annotation, biological process: microtubule cytoskeleton organization. Gene Ontology annotation, cellular component: cytoplasm. The record is from RefSeq and is a predicted model, not a curated record. The coding region runs from base 161 to 829 and encodes 222 amino acids.